This is a messenger RNA of Pungitius pungitius (ninespine stickleback), 1996 nucleotides long. It is a transcript of the gene arhgap28, whose product is annotated as Rho GTPase activating protein 28. Gene Ontology annotation, biological process: regulation of small GTPase mediated signal transduction; signal transduction; negative regulation of stress fiber assembly. Gene Ontology annotation, cellular component: cytoplasm. Gene Ontology annotation, molecular function: GTPase activator activity. The transcript is spliced from 15 exons. The record is from RefSeq and is a predicted model, not a curated record. NCBI's taxonomy places the organism in Eukaryota, Metazoa, Chordata, Actinopteri, Perciformes, Gasterosteidae. The coding region runs from base 34 to 1944 and encodes 636 amino acids.
CCCCUCCCAUCUGCCACCCCCCUCUCCUCACAGAUGAGCAGUGAGCGGACCGAUCGGAGGAUGUUGUCCUCUCCACCUACCACCUCCUCCGCUGCCCCUCAUCUCCCUCCAACCAUGACCUCUGACCUCCGCCGUGUCAACAUGGAAACAUUCUGGAGAGAGGUGCGUAGCAUUGAUGAGGAGAUUGAUGAAGAGGGAGAAGAAGAGGAGGAUGAGGAGCAGAAGAGUAUAGACGAGGUGGAGCUGGAGGAGGCGUGGCUGAUGGAGGCGGGGCUAUCCUCCCUGGUCACCUCCUCUUUGUCGGAGGAGGUGCCAGCGCCCGCCGAGGUGCUGCUGUCCACGUUGACGCGACAACAAGCCGCCACGGUGAGGAGGAGGCUGGACAACUACAACCAGACGCUGAAGACCAGAAACCGGCAGCCAAUUAGAGACGUCCGAGACGUCUUCACCGAGCCCGACGAUGAACCAGCACAAAGAUGCUCCCCCCCCCCCUCUCCCCGCGCCGAGUCAUCAUCGAGUCGGUACCACACCUCCACCAAGACCAUCCGGCGAAAAACUCACAGAGUUCGAUCAACUCUUCCUCCGUUUGUUUUUGAAGAUCAACAACACGCGUCAACCCCAACACACACGCACACUGCGACACGCACACACCCGCUCUCUGUCAGCUGGUCGAGGCAAGCCGAUUGGCUGCUGCGAGACUCUCCGUACUCGGAGGGCGUGGCCGAGCACAGGAGCUGCGGGACGUGUCGGGACUGUCUCCGUUUCCAUGGAACCGAUGGUGGGGAUGUGCCGUUUGUACCUGUCGCACCCUCUCAGGGCCUCGUCUCGGCAGAGGACCUGUCACCAUGUGACCUCACCCGCCUUGGCUUCAUCUCCCACAUCGAGCUGUCCACCUUCCUGCUCGCUCUCGGGGUACAAACCAAACGGCCUCGCCCCCCACGACGAAAGACCCGGGAUAGCGGCGUCUUCGCUGUUCCUCUCAACUCGCUGUUGGAAAAAGACAAGAAGAAGUUUCCAGAAGUUAAAGUUCCUGUCGUCUUCCAGAAGUUGUUGUGUACUUUAGAGCAGACCGGUCUGCAGACUGAAGGGAUUCUCAGAGUUCCAGGAUCAGCUGCUCGACUGAAGUACCUGCGUGGAGAGUUAGACAGGUGCUGUGCAGAGUUCGACUGGUCUGCAGUGAGACAGGUGGAGGCUGCAGGUCUGCUGAAGCUUUUCAUCAGAGAGUUGCCGACGCCUCUGCUGACACACACACACCUGUCCACCUACCGCUCUGUGCUGGGUGUGUCCUCGGUGGUCCACCAGGUGCAGGCUCUUCAGCUGCUGUCGUUGUUGCUUCCUGAAGAGAACAGAGAAACCCUCAGAGCUCUGCUGGCCUUUCUACGCAAGGUGGUCUCUCAUCAGGACCAGAACAGGAUGUCUCUGUGGAACGUCUCCAUGGUAAUGGCACCAAACCUGUUCACCUACUCACGUGGCAACAAGCGCUCCAUCGCCAAGCAACGGGAGGAGAUGGAGGAGGCGGUGGGCGGAGCUCACCUGGUCCGGCUGAUGAUCAUACACCAGGACCUUUUGUGGACCGUCCCCAGCUUCCUGCUCUCUCAGGUGAGACAGAUGAACCAAGCAUCCAAUCAGAAACAGUUUGACUUAACUAAAGCAAAAAGACGACUGCUGAGGAGGAAGAACGACAGAAACCAGAUCACAGAGCUGUGUGCAGGUGUGAUCAGGGUUCAAGCCCCCCUGCACACCAAGGUUUCCAUGGCAAUACAGCUGGAUGAACAGAUGAGAGCCAAAGACAUCAUCACGCGCUUUGGGUGUGACCACAGCAGUUCUGUUCAGCAUCUGUAUGAAGUCGGAGGAAACAUCUGUGAGCGGCGGCUCCACCCUGACUGCCUCCUAUUGGACGUCUACAGAGUGAAUCCUCGCUGUGAUUGGCUGAUCAAACCCUGAAGAGCACUUUUAUUUCUAUCUUCUGUAUUUGAUAUGUAUUUUUAUUCAUCAC